This is a messenger RNA of Fusarium graminearum PH-1, 1602 nucleotides long. RefSeq lists its product as uncharacterized. The record is from RefSeq and is a predicted model, not a curated record. Gene Ontology annotation, cellular component: plasma membrane; SNARE complex. Bases 152 to 1402 code for a protein of 416 amino acids. Gene Ontology annotation, biological process: exocytosis; vesicle fusion. NCBI's taxonomy places the organism in Eukaryota, Fungi, Ascomycota, Sordariomycetes, Hypocreales, Nectriaceae. The transcript is spliced from 2 exons. Gene Ontology annotation, molecular function: syntaxin binding; SNAP receptor activity.
AGCCCAGCGCUACCGUCCAUCCUCGUCUCCUUUCAGCUUCUGACAUCCAUCAUACUCCUUUCUUCUUCUCUUUCCUCUUCACUAACACGAAUACCCAUCCCGACAACUCACCGAUUUUACUUCACUUUCAAUCUUGUUAACAAAAUUCGACAUGAAGAAGUUUGGCUUUGGAAAGAAAGGCGAUGAUGGCGAAGACGCCAGCCGCCACGCCCUAUUCGGUCGCAAAAAGUCGUCUCAGUCUGCAUCUUCCGAAAAUCCCUACGCCAAACAAGGCGGCAAAGAUCCCUACGCCGAUGAUGCGAAGUACGCCAACGUGACUCCUUACCAGCAAGCCCGCGCUGGUCUAGGCAAUGCCCCUUCCCCCGGCCCCGGUCCUCAAGCCGCCAACUCUUACGGCGCUCCUCCUGCCCAAGGAGGCUAUAACUCUCAGCCCCCAAGUGGUUAUGGCGCUGACCGAUACGGAUCCGGUGGUGGUUAUGGUGGAAAUCGAUAUGGUGAUGCUCCUUCGCAGAACCGCCCUGCUGCACCUACUGGUGCAAGAGGUCCCGGUGGUUAUGGUGGAUUCGGGCCUAGCGAGCCUGACAACAACCGCGAUGAUCUUUUUGCCGGCGCUCAGGAACGCCAGGCCCAAAAGCAGCAGCCCGGCGGCCCACAAUCGGGGGCUGCUGGUGGCUCCUACGGCGGUUAUGGCGAGGAGCGCGAAUUGACUGCCGAGGAACAGGAAGAAGCUGAAUACCAAUCUAUCCUUGCGGAGAAGCGACAGCUCCAGCAGGAGAGUGCAUCUUCGGUCAACCGCUCGGUACAGAUGGCUCGCCAAGCCAACGAAGUUGGUCGUGCCACCCUCGCUCGUCUAGGAGCUCAGGGAGAACGACUCAACAAUACCGAAAAGCAUCUCGAUCUGGCGGCCAACCAGAACAAAAUUGCCCAGGAUCGAGCUGCCGAACUCAAGACACUCAACGGUAGCAUGUUUGCCGUUCACGUCAGCAACCCGUUCACCUCCAAGCAGCGUAAAGCCAAGGCGGACGAGGAUGUUAUGAAUCGCCACAGAUCAGAAAGAGAACAGCGGGAAGCUACACGACGUGAUGGCUUCCAAGCCAAUCAGCGUAUGGAGAACAACUUCAAAGACGUGAACAGUGCUGCUCGACCACGACAACAACCACGCAAGAAGGAUUAUGGAAAGUUCAACUUGGAAGAUGAAGAAGGAGCCGACGAACUCGAGGGCCAGAUCGACGAUGGUAUCAAUGAACUUGAGGGCCAGGUGUCCAUGAUGAACAUGGUCGGCCGAGCUAUUGGAAAGGAGGUUGACGCGCAGAAUAAGCAGAUCGAUCGUAUUAUGGAUAAGAGCGAUCGUGUUGAUGAUGCUACGAGAAUGAACCGAGAACGCCUGGCCCGUAUCAAGUAGAAGGGACACGCAUAUACAAUAUCAUGAAACAUGGAAACGUUUAUGAUUUAGGAAGGAUGAGCGACGGUUUAAUUUGUCAAUCCGAGGUAUCUACACCGCAAAAUGACAGGUCUAGUUUUGACCUGAUCUUGGACUGUAACCUAUGUCAAGUACGAAUAACUGCGCUCUGGGAGCAUUGUACGAGAUGUGAAUAUGCAAAU